CUCCUCUAAUCCCCUCUCUCCUUCUUUUCUCUUUCUUCACGAUCUUCAUCGUCGUUGCUGUCGUUGACGUUGUCGCUGCUUUGUCGGUUCAGAGAGUUCAUUCGUUUGGCUUCACCCUCCCUUCACUCCCUCCCACUCACUCUUUACUUGGUUUCAACUUCACUCUUUUUUAGUUGAUCCCGUCCAAUCUUUUUUCCUUGGAGUUCUCUGAAGUCUCGAUUCCCUCCCUUACGUAGGUCCCAAUACUCGCUUGAUGUCUCGAACCAAUCUAGGAAUUUGAGAUGCUCUACCAUUAUUGAGCCAAAUAUCUAACAUUUUGUUUCAAUGUAGCCGAGCCAUUCAUUGAUUAUUCGACUGAGCCGAACGAAAUCCCCUGACAUCCGACAUUGACACAUUAACACAUUAACAAACAAACGAUAAUCUUAAUAUCGUCAGAUCUACACCCGUUAUCACACCCCAAAUCACCGAGAUAUCACCAAUAUGUCUUCUACUUUCAGCAACCUUAUUGCCCGUGGCAAUGCUGUCCUUUCUAGGCGGGACCUUGACAUGGGAGGCGAAUCUGACACCGUCGUCAAUCUCAUGAUUGCUUUUCUUGGCGUCGCUUUCUUCGCCCUUGUUAUGGUAGCUCUGCUUAUUAUGCUACGACGAGCAAAGCGCGAACAACAGAUGCAGAAAGAAACUCUACCCCAGUACAACGAUAUCAAGCACGAUGACUACAGCACCCGUCGCCUGACCAUCCAAACCGCCAACGGCCGACAAAGUAUUCUGGUUGUGAACGGUCGCCCCAUGCUGGCUGACCCGAGUGCACCACCCUAUUCUCCCACCAACGUCCCCGAGAUUCACAUCACCUUCCCCGACGAGCAGGACGAGGCCGGCCGCCAUAAGAGUGGUCGUGUCGUGGUUGUCCGAGUUGGCGAGACCUCUGUGGGUCUUGAGCCCGUGAAGGAGGAGCAAUUGCCCGCAUACGAGAAGGAGAACAGCGGUUUCUACUCGAUCGACAUGGACCAAAUUGGCGGGUUAAAGGAGAAGGACCGUUCCCAAUUCUCCUAAGCUACAACUAGCAUGAUCUUACCGUCGGUAUCACUAAGAUCACAUAUGCUACUCAACUAUUGCUACUAGCCGACUUCCAAGGGUUAUUAAACUGGAUGAUGGGGGAGUAUGGAUGAUAUAUAUACAUGCAUGAGUAAUGGUGUACCUAUACAAAGCAGAUGUUUCUAAAGUCUUCCUUCUAUCCGCCUCUCUAGGUCGGGGCGAGGAAGUCGAAGACGGACCACGGACCGCGCGGCGGAGGGGGAACCUGGAUGGACAUUUCGUGACUAGUUCAGGCUUUAGGUACACGUUGGUCCUUGUAUAUAACGAUACCCUUUGCUUUUUGUCUUCCAUUUCCUAAGGCCACUACUACGGACAACUAGCCUUGCAGUGAGAGGCAGAAACGAGGCUCCUGGACGCGGUAUAUAUUCUCCAUUGUAUACUUAAAGUAAUUCGACUACACAAACCAAUGAUCACCGGU
This is a messenger RNA of Annulohypoxylon truncatum, 1510 nucleotides long. RefSeq lists its product as uncharacterized. The record is from RefSeq and is a predicted model, not a curated record. Bases 481 to 1050 code for a protein of 189 amino acids. Lineage: Eukaryota; Fungi; Ascomycota; Sordariomycetes; Xylariales; Hypoxylaceae. The transcript has a single exon.